Prunus armeniaca (apricot) is the source of this 699-nucleotide messenger RNA. The record is from the annotation of a GenBank genome assembly. Lineage: Eukaryota; Viridiplantae; Streptophyta; Magnoliopsida; Rosales; Rosaceae.
AUGGCGUUAAGGGUACCAGCAAUUCCAUUCACGUUUGUUGCACACACGCUUGGAAUCGCAGCUUUGGUUCUGGUUUUGGUUUGGAACAUACACUUCAGAGGUGGUUUCGCAUGGGAAGCUACAAACAAGAACCUCAUCUUCAACCUCCAUCCUUUGCUCAUGCUACUUGGUUUAAUUAUCUUGGGAGGAGAAGCCAUUAUUAGUUACAAAUCACUUCCUUUGAAGAAACAGGUGAAGAAACUGAUACACCUGGUUCUUCAUGCUCUCGCGUUAGCCCUGGGUAUCAUUGGUAUUUAUGCUGCAUUCAAGAACCAUAAUGAGAGUGGGAUUGCCAACCUCUACAGCUUGCACUCCUGGAUUGGGAUUGGGGUCAUUGUUCUCUAUGGCAUUCAGUGGAUAUAUGGGUUCUUGAUUUUCUUCUACCCUGGAGGAAGUCCUACCCUAAGGAGUGAGUGUAUGCCAUGGCAUGUGGUAUUUGGGCUCCUUGUGUACGUUUUGGCUGUGGCCAAUGCUUCACUAGGGUUCUUAGAGAAGCUUACAUUCCUUGAGAGCUCAGGAGUGGCCAAAUUUGGCUCUGAGGCCUUUCUUGUCAACUUCACUGCUCUCGUCACAAUAUUAUUUGGAGUCUUCGUUGUAAUUUCAGUUCUUUCUGAAGCUCCUGCUCCCAUUGAAGAUGACCACAGCUAUUCAUCUAUAUGA